AUGAACGAUCGUAGAAGUGCCCUUUUCGAUGAUGUUGGAAGCUUUCCAAGCUCUUUCGAUCCAACCUCACCAACACCACAACAAUCUCUUGAUUUCUUUGACUCUGGAUUUAGUUCGAGAAGUAUAGGAGGAGCUUCAUCCCCACAAAUGAUGGAUAAUUCUUCGGGAGCAAUGGAUGGUUCGAUGAAUAAUCAAGGAAUGAAUGCUCCAGGUUUUGGUGGUUUAUUUGGAGGAUUUUUCGGUAAUAAUACAUCAGCUGGUGCUAAUCUUUUUCAAAAUCCAACAGCUGAUUUUAUGAUCAACAUGGGAGUGAAUCAAUUAUAUGGAAGUGUAGGAGAAAAGACUAAUGAAGUGACUAGUAGAUAUUGGCAAUGGUUUGAUGGACUUAAAUGUUAUUUUAAUGUUACUAAUAGUUAUGUGAGCAGAAAAUUACUCCUUGUUUUAUUCCCAUUUAAAAAGUUUGAUACAAGCUAUGAAUACAAUAAUAAUAACCAAAAUCAAACUCAAGAACGUCAUUUAAGUGACCCUGAUUUGUAUAUUCCAUUGAUGGGAUAUAUUACCUAUGUAUUAUUGGUUUGUUUUAUUAUGGGAGCACACAAGGAAUUUAAACCUGAAUUGUUGUACAGUAUCGGAAUGAAAGGAUUUAUAACAUCACUUUUGGAAAUUGCCAUUGUGAAAUUUGGAUUUUAUGCCUUGGGUGUUCAAAGCAGCUUGGGUGUACUUGAUGUUGCUGCAUUCUCUGGCUACAAGUAUAUUGGCAUUAUCAUCACUCUAGUAUUGUCAUUAUUAUUUGGAAAUUAUGCCUAUUAUCCUUCUUUAUUAAUCCUUGGAAUUAUGAUGGUUACUUUCAUGAUUAAAUCUUUGAGAAGAUCUAGUGUUCACUCCUCAGACAAUAGUAUGAGAUUAAGGUUGGAUACUAAUACAGCCAAAAGAAAUUAUUUCAUUUUCAUUGUGGCAAUUCUCCAAAUCCCAUUAUUCUUCUUCCUUACAUUUAGUUAUGCCAAGCCACUCUUCUCCAUACCUGGUGCUGCUCCUUUAUUGGAUCCAACAAAUAUUGCCACUCCUGUUCAAUAA
Naegleria gruberi is the source of this 1074-nucleotide messenger RNA. RefSeq lists its product as uncharacterized. Gene Ontology annotation, biological process: endoplasmic reticulum to Golgi vesicle-mediated transport. The record is from RefSeq and is a predicted model, not a curated record. Lineage: Eukaryota; Heterolobosea; Eutetramitea; Acrasida; Naegleriidae. The coding region runs from base 1 to 1074 and encodes 357 amino acids. Gene Ontology annotation, cellular component: endoplasmic reticulum-Golgi intermediate compartment; COPII-coated ER to Golgi transport vesicle; Golgi membrane. The transcript has a single exon.